This is a messenger RNA of Puntigrus tetrazona (Sumatra barb), 2689 nucleotides long. It is a transcript of the gene caprin1b, whose product is annotated as cell cycle associated protein 1b. The record is from RefSeq and is a predicted model, not a curated record. The coding region runs from base 156 to 2237 and encodes 693 amino acids. Lineage: Eukaryota; Metazoa; Chordata; Actinopteri; Cypriniformes; Cyprinidae. The transcript is spliced from 18 exons. Gene Ontology annotation, molecular function: RNA binding. Gene Ontology annotation, cellular component: cytoplasm.
UCCUCGCCUUUCACUCGCUCUCAGUUGUCGGUAAGGCCGGCGGGGCGGAUCCCUUAGUAAAUUGGAAAAUAAAUUAAAAGCAACACAAUCAACGCUUCGGCUUAUUUGCCUCCAGAAGAUUACUUUUCUCCCUUGUGGACAUAUUGCGCAUAAAGAUGCCCUCGGCAACAAAUGGAACCAGGACUGUGAAGUCUGGCAGUCCAGACUUGGGAUCUGCUCCCGGAACAAUGAACCAAAUCACAUCCAGCAACCAGCUGACUGGAACCCGGUCAGAGGCCCUGAAGCAGGUGCUGGUGGUUCUCGAAAAGAAAGUGCGCAAUAUGGAAAAGAAAAAGAGCAAGCUUGAUGAUUAUCAGGCCAGAAACAUCAAAGGGGAAAGUCUCAACCAGGACCAGCUGGAAGCCCUGUCUAAGUACCAGGAGGUAAUCCAUAACCUUGAGUUUGCACGGGAACUGCACAAGAGCUUUUUGGUGUUGGGUCAAGAAAUCCAGAAGGGUGUUAAGAAAGCAGCACGUCGUGAGCAACUCCAGCGUGAAGAGGUAGAACAGAAAAGGCUGAAACAGGUUCUGGAGCUGCAGUUUCUUCUCGAUCGACUUGGGGAUGAAAGUGUGCGACAAGAGUUGCUUCAAGGAGCCGGGGGGCCUUCGCUGCUUACUGAGAGUGACCUUACUUCCUUGGAUGAGUUUUACAAGCUUGUGGGGCCUGAACGUGACCAAACCAUUAGGUUAACUGACCAGUAUCAAGAAGCAUCACUGCACUUAUGGGAACUUUUAGAGGGGAAGGACAAGCCUGUAGCAGGAACAACAUAUAAAACAUUGAACGAGACAUUGGAGCGGGUUUUGCAGAGCGGCUACUUUGACAGAGUGCAGUCUCAUCAGAACGGAGUUUGUACAGAGGAAGAGGAGCAGAAAGCCGUAGCGGAAGUAUCUGAAGCUGAGGAGCACCCUCCCGAAACGGAGGGUGACAUUACGGAAGCGUUUGCAGAACCAAUCCCAGUUGAGGUGACCGAGUUUGUAAAUAGGCAGUUUGUUUUGGAGAGCACAUACAGUACUGGUGAUAAGGAACAAAGAGAGGAAUGGAGUCCGGAGACGGAGGUGGUUAACCCCAUUCAACCGGUUCAGACCGCCCCCACCCCUGUCGUCCCAGAGCCCCGUCCUCUGACCACAGUAACUCAAGUACCCCCCUCAGACCCUGUGGUUAGACAGCAGGUGGUUCAGGAUCUCAUGGCACAGAUGCAGGGACCAUACAACUUCAUGCAGGACUCUAUGCUUGAUUUUGAUGGACAAUCUCUUGAUCCGGCUAUUGUAUCGGCGCAACCGAUGAAGCCGGUCCCUAGUAUGCAGAUGCCGCCAGUGGUGUGUCAACCCGCUCACCCAGAGUCUCGUCUCGCCCAGUCUCCUGCUGUUGGCGUUCAGCCUGAACCCUCACAAAUCCCCAUGGUCUCUCCGUCACCAGAAACCUUCUCCACACCGCCUCCAGUAUACCAGCCUUCUCACGCGGCUGACCCCCGACCACAGGCGGACUCCAUUGAUCCUGUUCAGGCCUCCAUUCCCUUGACAGAGCAGCUGCCUCCAUCUACGGUGCUUCCUCCUGCCGCCCAGACCCAGGUGAUCCAGCCUGGACCCAAACCCUUGCACAGCAGUGGCAUCAAUGUCAACGCAGCCCCAUUCCAAUCCAUGCAAACGGUGUUCAACCUUAAUGCGCCUGUCCCACCAGCUAAUGAAACGGACUCAAUGAAGCAGGCCAGCCAAUACCAGAAUAGCUACAGCCAGGGUUUUAAUAGCCAGGCGCAGCACCCUGUGGAGCAAACAGACAUGCCGCCAGAGCAGCUUCAAUCUGUAGUUGGUGCUUUCCAUUCUCAAGACCAGUCGCUCCCUAACUCCACUGGCCCUCAGCCCAUGUCCCAGCAGUCAGGUGGCCAGGGCAACGGGUUCAGCCGCCAGGCUCAGUCCUUCUACAACAGCAGAGGGAUUUCUCGCGGAGGUCCUCGUAACUCGCGUGGUAUGAUUAAUGGCUACAGAGGACCAUCCAAUGGUUUCAGAGGGGGAUAUGACGGUUAUCGCCCACCCUUCUCCAACUCUGCAAACUCUGGAUAUGGACAAACCCAAUUCAGUACGCCGCGGGACUAUUCCAACAGCAGCUAUCAGCGGGAUGGUUAUCAACCGAACUAUAAACGUGGUGCUGGCCAAGGGGCUCGAGGGGUCUCUCGAGGAAGUGCUCCAGCUAUGAGGUCUUAAGUCUUGUGAACUGAGCUUACAUCAGGACCACAGUGAACAUUUUGAAAUACUGAAGUGAAUAUAUCCUGGCUGUUUUAUCCCCCUUCUCUCACUAUCAUGGAAUUGAUCUGAGAACAUCUAUCGUCAUGUUAAAAUGGACAAAAUGGUUCAAUGAUUCUGAAAGCGAGCUGAAAACCAAGUGUCAAGAUUUUAAACGUACCCUGUGUUUCUAACGGAUACCUGUGAACUUGAAAGACUUAAUUUAUUUUAUUGUUUUGUUGGAAAAAAAAAAAAAAAAAUUGUAAAAAAAACUUGUACAUGCCACAAAUGGUCCAAGAUUGGGAUUUCUCUUGCUGCCCCACUGUUCUGUUCACACUAAUUUUGGUUCUAAAAUGUUUCUUUUGGUACAUUAAGAGUCUCAGUUUGUAAAGUGAUAUUGCUUCAAGAGUUUCAAUAAAGAUGUGUUGCAUUAA